GUAAAGGUCGGCCCCCGCAAGAUGGCGGCCCCCUUGGAACUCAGUUGCUGGGGAGGUGGCUGGGGGCUCCCAUCGGUUCACAGCGAGUCCCUGGUGGUGAUGGCUUAUGCCAAAUUUUGUGGUGCACCCUUGAAAGUCAAUGUGAUAGAUAACACCUGGAGAGGUUCAAGAGGCGAUGUACCAAUUUUGACAACUGAAGACAACAUGGUUUCUCAGCCAGCAAAAAUACUAAACUUUUUAAGAAAACAGAAAUAUAAUGCUGAUUAUGAACUCUCAGCAAAACAAGGAGCAGAUACAUUGGCUUACAUUGCUCUCCUUGAAGAGAAGCUUCUCCCUGCAGUGCUUCACACAUUCUGGGUUGAGAGUGACAAUUACUUUACUGUGACAAAGCCAUGGUUUGCUUCACAAAUUCCUUUUCCUUUGAGUUUGAUCCUGCCUGGAAGAAUGUCUAAGGGAGCACUGAACAGGAUUCUCCUGACCAGAGGACAGCCUCCGCUCUACCACCUCCGAGAAGUGGAAGCACAGAUAUACAGAGAUGCCAAGGAGUGCCUAAAUCUUCUAUCAAACAGAUUGGGAACAUCUCAGUUUUUCUUCGGAGAUACGCCUUCUACCUUGGAUGCCUAUGUUUUUGGUUUUCUUGCACCUCUUUACAAAGUACGGUUUCCUAAAGUUCAGCUACAAGAACAUCUGAAACAGCUCUCCAACCUCUGUCGCUUUUGUGAUGACAUCCUGAGCAGUUAUUUUAGGCUUAGUCUUGGAGGCAUCUCUCCAGCUGGACAAGAAACGGUAGAUGCAAAUCUUCAGAAACUCACACAACUUGUAAAUAAGGAAUCCAACUUGAUUGAAAAGAUGGAUGACAAUCUUCGCCAAAGCCCUCAGCUUCCUCCUCGGAAACUGCCAACACUUAAACUGACUCCAGCAGAAGAAGAAAAUAAUUCCUUCCAACGGCUUUCACCCUGACAGUAGUCAUGGUUUGUGGCCAAAGUCAAAUGAUUGUUGCAGUAAUCUCUUACACUAAGUGUGUGAAGGCAAAAAGAAGAUACCAUAAUAGGUAUUAAGGAAGACUCUAAACCAAAAGGAACUUUCUAUGACAUCUAUUUUUAUUACUAUUAUUAUUAUUAGGAAGCUUGUAUUCUAGCUUGGCACUGCAUUUUUAAUAACAUCAAAGAGAAUGCUAAUUGAACUUGGUGGGUGGGGGGAAGAAAAACACAUCGUACUGUAUACAAAAAACUGCCUUAAUCAUGGCAGAUUUUUGCCUUUGGUUCAUAGGUUGCUGACCAAAAGCUACAAUUCUGUUCUGAAUGUGCACUCCUAAUUUAUUUGAGUUAAUUUAUUCAAUUUAUUAACUUAGUUUUCUUAGACCAGGCUGAAUACCUAAUGUGUGGCUCUUUGGCUGAGGCUUUUUACUUCUGUUUAGAAAUUUGAUGCCUAUUUUAGGAACCAGAAAAAGAUAAAUUGCUUCAGUAGAAGAGACCAUAUUUAGCUUUAAAAAGUGAUGAGGAACGUGCUUUUAAAUUAUGCUCUCAUAAGUCUAAUCUUUUGGGGGUUUAGUAGCACAUAGAUAAAUAUUAAAGGUGGUUACAUAUAAUAACAUCUGAUAAUACUCAUUUCAGUAUAACAUUGGUCUUUGCUGAUGUGUUCGAUAUACGUUAGGAAGAGUUCUUUUAGUUUAGUUGGGCGAAUGUGGCAGUUUUAGACCUAUGUCUUUGUAGUACAUCUUUAGUUGUAUUUCUUGUAUUAAUUCCAGAAGAAGUGAAUGUACUGGUCAUCGUUACUAUGCUAGGCUGUAAAAUCUUACUGAAAUUGCCCUCUUGUUAGAUACUACUCAGGAGGAGCCCAUGGCCAGGGUAGUAGAAAUACUUACUGUGCAUCUGGUCCAAGUUUUUUAUGCUUGGCUCAGGCUAAUAUUCUUUCAUAAGAUGCAUAUCAUGUAGUCAGAAGCUUUCUGACAACCAAUUAUUUUCCAUAUGUUUCACUUACAGUCAAAGAAUACAAAGGAACAAUCAGAAAUAGCAGCUUUUAACAAAUAUUUUCUAUUUAUUGGUUGCUGAACUGUUAAGGGAUUUGCUGUGUGGUAAUUUUACUUAUAAUAGAAACUUGUUUAUUUUAGUGGUUGAGGUGCUUCUGUUGUCCUAAAACCACUUCUGAGGUUUUCAAAAUGUAGAACCAUGUUUUUGAUUAGUGUCUUAAAAGAUUAUUGUGGUGCUCAUGAAAUCUUAUCGAGUCCUGUAGGAACCCAUAUGUUAAGAAAACAAGCUUUGUAGUCAAAAGACUCAUCUAAUUUGAGCUGAGUGGAGCUCAGCUGUGUUUGACCCACAUCCUCCCAAUUUGUUCUGUAUUUAGGUAGUUAUUUAUACAGGAGUCUUUAAGUCAUUGUAAAUAGUUUUUCUUGAAAGUUUUAACUAAAUGAGAAAUAAGGUAGUCUUCAAAAUCUUGGUCAUCUGUUUGGACGUAUUUAGGGAAAGUACCUCAUGAGUUGCACAUUACUUCUACAAACAGGGUGUGUGUGUGUGUCUGUGUGUGUGUGUGUGUGUGUGUGUGUGUGUAUUAGGCAUCUUCAAAGGCAGAUUAUUAGAUUCCAGCAGUCUAAAAUCUGAUUCCAGCAGUCUGAAAUCUAAAUAUUUUAUAUUGGAAAUCAUGACUGUGAGACUUUAUUGUCCUCCGGGAUGGAUGUAUAUUGGAGAAAGGUGAUUAGCACAUUCAUCAGACAUGUGUUUAUGCUUUGGUCAAGGCCAGUCAUUUUUAAUUAUGAUUUAUAUCAGACCCUUCAAAAAGUAUUUGAAAUACAUUACAGUUAUAACAUACAUAACAUGUAUAUUACAAGCAUAUUACAUGUAAAACAGGACAAUUUAAAAAUUUUAAAUUUUAAAGAAUUAAAAACAUUAAAAAAUUUAAAUUAAAAAAAUUAAAAAUUUGCAGAACAAUAUCAACACUGACAGAUUCUAAAAUUAAGUGGUAAAUUUAACUCCAAGUUUCUCUAUGGGCAAAGUCAAAAGAUAAUGCUAGGUUAUGUCAAUUUUUGUUUCAAUAAAACUGCUGAUGUCCAUUAGCAAGAAAAAUGUGUUUAAAGUUUUACAGGAACGUGGAGCUCAUGUUCUUCUGAUAUGUAGACUUUGAUAAAGAAGCAUACUGUAAUAUUUCAUAACCUGAAAUUUUAAUCAAAAGAGGUCAUUUUAGAAUAACAAGUAUUUGUCUUUUUUAGUAGAGGGAAUGACUGUCAAUAUGAUUUAUUUGCUUUUGUGUCAUCCCUACUUCAAACUGCCAUAAGCCUUACAUUCUCACUAUAGUCCAUAAUGCUUCCAGAUCACCUUUCCUAAGAUGCAACAUGCGAUUUUAGUGAGAGUUUGUAUGUUGGGUUACUUAGUUGAGCUAUUUGUAUAUAAGCAGAUGAGAUGACAGGAAGCUGUAACUGAGCACAAAGUACUUUAGGGACCAAUCACACAUAUAGGAAGCUCUUAGAAAAUAACUUUUUUUUUUUUUGAGACAGAGUUUCGCUCUUGUUGCCCAGGCUGGAGUGCAGUGGUGCAAUCUCGGCUCACUGCAACCUCCGCCUCCUGGGUUCAAGCAAGUCUCCUGUCUCAGCCUAAGUAGCUGGGAUUACAGGCACGUGCCACCACACCCAGCUAAUUUUGUUUUUUUUUUAAAUAGAGACGGGGUUUGACCAUGUUGGUCAGGCAGGUCUCGAACUCCUGACCUCAAGUGAUCCACCCACCUCAGCCUCCCAAAGUGCUGGGAUUACAGGCAUGAGCCACUGCGCCCGGCCAAAAAAGAACAUUUUGUCAAUCUGAACAGAGCACAGAACAUUUUUUCAGACUGAACAGACUGCUAGACCAGCCUGUUUUAGAUAAAGUUUGAGUUCAUUGGGAUAAAUGGUCCCAAUCUUAAACAGAAUACUGUGAGCCAAUGCCUUUUGGAAGUGAUGGUGGAGGAUAAUAUGAUUAAAGGGAACAUGCUUGUGUUUAUUUUUGUUGGUAGUAUAUGAUUAGAAAAACUGGUCAGAUAAUUCCCAUCAGAUGAAGAUCUUCUAUGAACAAACUGCCAUCAAUCAUCCAUAAGACUGAUUUUUUUUUUUUAAGGAACACUAAAGAAGCUGUAAAGAACAUUGAAGGUGGUCAUUCCUUCAAAACUGUGUUUCGACCACACAAAAGGUGGGCAUUAACAAACCAAAUUUCAACUUAAGUCUGUAUUAUUUUGGGGGUGCUGCAAGACUGGAGAUUUUAUAAAAGCAAGCAUUUUUAUUUCCGUUUAUAAUUCGUAUUCAUUCAAUAUUGCUAGAUAUAUUAAUGUGAAGGAAUGGGGAAGCUUAUUUCAAUCAAAGCUAAAAUUUUCAGAAGUCUGUAAAAAUGGAAAAACACCAUUGAAAGAGGCAGAAAUAGGUAAUGGAGAUAGUAUCUUAGAAAACCUGUUGGUUAAGGCAGUGAUAAAAGUAGUAUUUGAACUUGGUAGUGCUUCCUUACAACCUCCUCCAAAAAUAUGCAUUUACCAGGCUUGUUACAUUUUUUUGACAGUUUUUCAUCAACUGUCAAAAACUUUAACCCUUUUAAAACCUAGAUAUAAAUGCUUACAUGUAAAGACAGGAAGCUAAGCAAUGGGUACCUGGAAUCUCUCUGAACUAUUUUUAUAACUUCUUGUGAGUCUAAGUAUUUCAAAAUAAAAGUGGUUUUAAAGUAAAUUCAUAGAUUAAAUGUAUCAUUAUCUAUAUAAACUAUGAUUUAAAACUUUAAUUUUCCAAACAUAGUAUUCAACUUAGUUGAAUAAAUAUAUGAUAGAAGUUAAAUACAAUUUUUAUUUCGUUCUUAAGAAAAACUCAUGUUUGUAACAAAUGACUUUAUCUAAAGAUCUAUUUUGCCUUACCA
Cercocebus atys (sooty mangabey) is the source of this 4856-nucleotide messenger RNA. RefSeq names its product metaxin 3 (gene MTX3). Gene Ontology annotation, cellular component: SAM complex. The record is from RefSeq and is a predicted model, not a curated record. NCBI's taxonomy places the organism in Eukaryota, Metazoa, Chordata, Mammalia, Primates, Cercopithecidae. Gene Ontology annotation, biological process: mitochondrion organization. The coding region runs from base 22 to 960 and encodes 312 amino acids. The transcript has 9 exons.